Diprion similis is the source of this 3343-nucleotide messenger RNA. RefSeq names its product mastermind-like protein 2. The record is from RefSeq and is a predicted model, not a curated record. Lineage: Eukaryota; Metazoa; Arthropoda; Insecta; Hymenoptera; Diprionidae. The coding region runs from base 346 to 3246 and encodes 966 amino acids. The transcript is spliced from 3 exons.
AGAAACGAACUCAAGAAGCGACGAUCCUACCUGACAAUCAGUUUUCAUCCGAGGCUUCGGUGCAGGAGCCGCGUUACACACUUCCGAAGAAGGUGAACCGAGGUGCAAGGAAUUGUUUUAACGUAUGAUAAACAGGCCGCGCCGUGCGCCGAUAUCCAUAACCGGUUGCCGGGUUUCUCGUCAUGCUGCAGCUCGAUUCUGUCCACACGUCAAUUAACUACCCUUAGCUGUAUGUAACGCGGGUUGGAUUCGUCAUCGUGUAAAUGCAGUGCGAGUCUCUUUAACAGAUAUAUUAUACACAUUUCUUCCAUCGAGGUUGGUGAUUGGUAACCGAGGAAAAACAGUAUGAAGUUAUUCAAACUGACCGCGGCGUUUCUGCUGCUGGUCGCAGCUAUCGUGGCUGCCGAAGAAGAGGAGGAGGGAGGUAAAUCCCGGGAGAAGAGGCAGCAGAUUGCGUUCUAUCCUAGACGAGGUCCUCGGCCACCUCCUUACGCAGUCCAGAUGGAGCCGAUAGUCCAAUACUCCCAGAGAGACCCGCUCUACAAUCCACUAGCCAGUCCGAAGAGCGACGACUCCGGGUACGGCGAGGAGGCGCCGUCGAACAUCGGUUACGGCUACCAGUCCGACCCGGAACCGAUAAUCGAGAUAAUAAUCAAGGAGUCGAACGAGACUCUACCGACCCCUGCACCGCCACCGCAGCCCCAGCAGCCUCGACCGACGAAGGAGCCGAUCCAGGUUUUCUACGUAAAGUACGAGAAGAAGAAGGGCUACGGGGACGAUAAGCCGCGCGUCGUUUACGAUGCCCCGAUACCGGCGCUCACGCCUGUCGAGGAACACGAGGAGCUGAACCAGGAGCGAUCCGCGUACCAUAGUCAGGAGCCCCAAGCCCCCGUCGUCACGUCGCCGGCCCCGCCGCCCGAGCCCUCGACCACCCUGAGGACGAUUAUCCGGCCGGAGAGCGAAGUCUACCACGCCGGAAGUAGCGGGAUUCGGGUGACUUUUGGGACCGAGCAGGUUCCGCCCAACCAGCACAACAAACGCAGCGACCAGGACCAGGACAAGCCUCAAUUUUCACCCCAGAUUCCGCAGCCUGGUUCGCCGAAGCGACAACACGGACCUUACCAGCCCCAACUUCAGCCCAUUUUGCACUCCGUGCAGCAGCAACAGCGCAGGUUUCCUCCGGCUCUCGCCCAGCAGAGAGUGAUAAAUUCGUUUCCACCCCCCCAGAUCAUUUCCGCAUCGCCACCGCCGCAGCAAAUCGUUUACCAACAACCUCAACAGCUACGCAAUCCACCCGGAAGACCUCAGAGACUUCCGAUAACGAUUCAGGGACUCCCCGAGGUCCAGCAACGCGUACCGUUUAACUCGUUCGCCUUCGCUCGGCAGAACUCGCCGCCUAGUCAGCAAGGGAACGGGUUUAACGUCGAUCACCGACACCAACAGCAGGUGUUCAAACAGCAGGAACUCGAGAAGCAGCGGUACUACGAACAGCGAAGACAGCAGGAUCUGCUCAGGCAACAAGAGCAACAGAGGCAGCGAGAGCAGCAGAGACGGCAGCAGGAAAUUGAGCAGAAGCAAAUCCAGGAGCAGCAGAGACUGCAACAGGAACUCGAGCAGAAACAGAUCCAGGAGCAGCGCUUCAGGCAGCAGCAGCAGCAGCAGCAGCAGCAGCAGCAGAUCAAGUACAACCAUCAACAACAGUUCCAGCAAAUUCCUCAGCCCCAGUUCCAGCGCCAGCAACCGGCCCCCGUUCCAACUCCAGCUGCCGAUCGACCAGGCGGUGAGAUUCUGAAGUCUGUGCCCAAGCUGGAGCAGCACUACGCUAUUCGGGAGAAUCCGCUGCACCCUGGACCCUUCCCACCGAACCCACAGCCCACCCAAUUCUCGGAGAUAAUUCCUCAGCAGACCCAAUUCGUUCCGAGUCAGCAGUACAACAGCGUGGCGGAGAGCCAGCUGCAGCAGCAACAGCUGGUCCAGAGGCAUCGUCAAGUUCCGUUCACCGGAGCAGCGAGCGAAAACCAGCAACAGUUCUUCUCGCAGCACCUGUCGGCUCCGGUUCAGCACCAAUCGUCCGGAUCCAAUUCCGCCGGAAACACGCAGUCGAUUUGGGGACGGCCUGUCUUUUCUGGCCAGAGCUCGAGCUUCGGACAGAAAAUAUACGCCACCCCAGUCACCUAUUCCGGGGAUCUCACACCGUCCACGACGCCGACGACCAUUUCUACCACCGCCGAGGUCUACAGACCCUCGACUACGGCGACGCCGAGCACUACCGAGGCCCCCAGUACCACCGUUGCUCCCCCGAAAAACGAAGCCAAGAUCAAACAGAACAUAGCCAAUCUUCCCGACGAGGUUCCUGACGACAUUAGGGAGCAGCUACUCAGCUCCGGGAUUCUCGGCAACGCCGAUAUACAGAUACUUGAUUACGACAAGGUCGGGGACAUACCGAUCGAAAAUCUGCCGCCGGAAGCUUUGGCCAAUUUCUACGGCGCCGGAGGCGGGGCUGCGACGUCGGCCAGCGAACCGAUACCAGCUGUGGUAAAAAGACCGAAGAUCGUUCAGCAGAGCGAGGAAAAAGUUUCAGGGCACAAGAAAGAACUGCCGGCUAAGGUUGAGCAAGCCACGCUCAGGCCGGGAGGCGUCGAGAUGAAAGUGGUACACUUUGACCCGAAUACUGCUCAAGGUCAGGCGAUCGCCGAGCAGCAUAUCAGGGACGAUGCGACUCAUCUCGACCCGGUGAAGAUCGGCCCGAAAGAUACCUCCAAGUACAAUCGGUACCUUCCGCUUAAGGUCAGCGGGGCUGCUUUUCCGCUUCCCGACGUGCCGGAACUUAACGGUAGACGAAUCACGAGCGUCGUCGUCCUCGCACCGGUCGAUUAUAACUUUCAAGGUGAGAGGGAGCCCCAGUAUGGCGAACGGAGCGGUAGGAAAUUUAACGAUGUACAGGCCGUAAGAUUUUUGGCCGGCGAUGCCCUCAAGCAAGUCGUGAAGAAGCCGAACGCCGAAAACUACAAGAAAUGGCUCGAGCAGGAGAGCCGCGCUGAUCCUCAGCGACAGUCCGUCGUUUUGCUCGUCACAACACCCGCUGACGACACUAAAGGCGAAAAGGAGAUCUUCAUGUACGACGUGACCACCCAAGCCGUUAGCAAAUUGGCUGGUGACUUGUCGACGGCGUUUGUUGACGUCGCAGAAAGUAAUUCCGACAACGAGGAUGCUCAGACGGAUAUUAUCCAGGAUGCCUUUGCUUAAAGCACCUCAACUUGCUUUUAUGCUGGCAGUAAUAAUUAGUUAUUUAUCCGAUCAAGCAUUCGAGAGCUGCUUUUAUAAGUCGAGGUGCAAGAAAAAC